AUGAGGGCCUUCAUGCCUGACGCGGAACCCCCCACGAAAAGACAGCGUACCCUGGACGAAUCCAGCGCCGAGACCACUUAUCAAAAGGGCUAUGCGCCGGUGAAAGCCGAGUUCAUUGUCCAGGACAAACCGCAAGCGUCGUACGACGAUGACGCCGCAGAAAAGGGCGGGCAUCACGAAACGGCAAAGCCGCAAAAGGGCAAGAAACAGCGGGGGCAGAACAAAAACCGUGACUUCAAGCAAAGCCACCAUGAAGCCCGUCUCUGUCUGACCAAGAUCGACCCCGAUAACCUCCAGGAAUGCUCGUUUGGCGAUAAGUGCAAGAACAUCCACGAUAUCGAUCUCUACUUGAAGGAGAAGCUCCCCGAUAUCGAUGGGGUGUGUCCCGUGUUCAAAGCGCUUGGAUACUGUCCCCUGGGGCUUAAGUGUCGCUGGCUCGGCUCUCAUUACAAGGACGGCCACUUAGUCAAGUCAGACACCAUCAACGAGCCUGGAGAAAUCAAUAAGAUCGCUAACGACCACAAGUUCGCCAUGCAAAAGAAGAAGUACGAGUGGGGGAUUUCUGAUGACGUCACCAAGUGGAUGGACUCCAUCAUCAAUAACGACGAGAAUCGCGAAAAGCGCAAGGAAAACCAGGCGACGUUCGUCGAGCAGCCGCCACGGCCCGCGGAAAAGAAGCGCAUCCAUUUGAAGGGCGCUAAAAUUGUGCUGCCGCUUACCACCGUGGGUAACUUACCCUAUCGUCGGCUCAUGAAGCUGAUGGGCGCCGACGUUACUUACUGUGAGAUGGCGUUGCUGGUGCCGUUGGUGCUGGGCCACAACCCCGAGUGGGCGUUGCCCAAAGCCCACAAGCUGGAAUACCCCGGGUUUGGCGUCCAGAUCGCGGCGGCAAAGCACUGGUCAGCGGCGAAAGCGGCGGAAGCCAUCUAUCGGGAAACUCUGCACGUGAGCGAGCUCAACUUGAACUGUGGCUGUCCCAUCGACUUACUUUACAAGCAGGGCCAAGGGUCGGCGUUGAUGGACCAGCCGGCGCGCCUCUGCCGCCUUCUCAAGGCGAUGAACAUGUCGCUGGGCGAUAUUCCCGUCACCGUCAAGAUCCGCACCGGUACCAAAGACGGCAAAAACACCGCUAAGCAGUUGGUGGAGCGGGUAUUGGGAGAGAAUGACGUCGCUGCCAUCACCUUGCACGGGCGUCUGCGCCAACAGCGCUACACUCGUGACGCUGACUGGGACUAUAUCGCCGAGGUCGGGCGCACCGUCCAGGAGUGGAACGUGCGCAAGCAAGAAGACAAAGACCGCUGCGACCUCCCCGACACCUUCUUCAUCGGUAAUGGCGAUAUCUUCAACCACGAGGACUGGUACCGCGAGACGCUGAAGGAAGGGAUCGACUCGGUGAUGGUGGCGCGCGGCGCCUUGAUCAAGCCGUGGAUCUUUGAGGAAGUUGCCGCGGGGCAGUACUUGGACAAGCUGGCGCUGGAGCGGUUGGCGAUGUUGAAGACGUACGCCGACUACGCCAUCGAGCACUGGGGGCUGGACGAGCCCGGGGUGGCGCAGGCGCGGCGGUUUAUGUGUGAGUUCAUGUCGUUCACCCACCGCUACGUCCCCGUGGGGAUCUUGGAGCGCGCCGACAUCAAGAUCAACGACCGCCCGCCGAUGUGGAAGGGGCGCAAUGAGUUGGAGACGCUUUUGGGGCUGGGCGACUACCGCGACUGGAUCAAGGUGACGGAGAUGUUUUUGGGGCCUGCUAAGGACUUUUCUUUCACCCCGAAGCACAAGCUGAGCGCUUACCCGGCGGAGAAGUCCCUGUAA
This is a messenger RNA of Diutina rugosa, 1809 nucleotides long. Its product is annotated as tRNA dihydrouridine synthase. Bases 1 to 1809 code for a protein of 602 amino acids. Lineage: Eukaryota; Fungi; Ascomycota; Pichiomycetes; Serinales; Debaryomycetaceae. Gene Ontology annotation, biological process: tRNA processing. Gene Ontology annotation, molecular function: RNA binding; tRNA dihydrouridine synthase activity; flavin adenine dinucleotide binding. The transcript has a single exon. The record is from RefSeq and is a predicted model, not a curated record.